This is a messenger RNA of Spodoptera litura, 3391 nucleotides long. Its product is annotated as growth hormone-regulated TBC protein 1-A. The record is from RefSeq and is a predicted model, not a curated record. Gene Ontology annotation, molecular function: small GTPase binding; GTPase activator activity. NCBI's taxonomy places the organism in Eukaryota, Metazoa, Arthropoda, Insecta, Lepidoptera, Noctuidae. Gene Ontology annotation, biological process: regulation of GTPase activity.
UCUCAGCUCACCUCAUUCAGUUUCAUUCGAGUUGAGCGUCGAGAUUCAUUCUAUCAAUGCAAAUUAUUGAUUUUGUCUGACUUUUGACUUGCAUCAAUCAUGUGGGGGUGACGAAGUGGGGUAUUUGGGGCGUAUUUAACCAAAAACCAAACCUAUAAUCCACAAAUUAUUAUGCUGGUUGAGUGCAUCUGAUAAUCCAUUUUAAAGAACACAAUGGCUAAAUCAUAUUUCGGUGCGGUCGAUGAGUACGGGUUUGAGAGGCAUGAGGACUUCGAUUACGGUAGCUACGAGGCUUUUAUGUCGAAUUACUUGAAGGUACUGGCAUCGAGGGCGCAAAAAUGGGCCAUUCUACUUGGCGAUGAUGGAAAGUCGGUCAAACGCACCACAACUGUGAAGAGAUACGUCCGCAAAGGAAUACCUAGUGAGCAUCGACCUUCAGUUUGGAUGGCAAUUUCUCAGGCAGAGAUUAUGAAAGAACAAUCUCCAGACUUAUAUCAGAAAAUUCUGGAUGGACCGUUUGAAAAGGAACUGGUGGAUCUAGUGAAGACAGACUUGCCCCGGACAUUUCCAGACAAUAUAUACUUCACCAAAGAGGCCAACCAUCAAACACACUUGUUUAAUAUACUCAUAGCUUAUGCACAUAACAACAGAGUGGUAGGCUACUGCCAGGGACUCAACUAUAUUGCAGGUUUGCUGCUCCUGGCAACAAAGAAUGAAGAGACAUCAUUUUGGCUCUUAAAAGUUCUGGUUGAGAAGAUUCUGCCAGAUUACUACACGAAGACUAUGGACGGCCUCAUUGUGGACAUCGAAGUGUUGUCAGAACUAGUCAAGUCUAAGGUGCCUGAUGUACACCAACAUGUUAUUAAUUUGGGCUUACCAUGGGCAGUGAUAACCACAAAAUGGUUUGUCUGCUUGUUCGCCGAAGUCCUCCCCAUCGAAACGGUACUACGGAUAUGGGACUGUUUAUUUUACGAGGGUUCAAAAAUUCUAUUCAGAGUAUGUCUGACUCUAAUACGGCAGAAUAGACAAAAGAUAAUGUCAUGCAAUGACUUCACAUCCCUGGCGGAGUGCUUCAAGUCCAUUGUAAAGGAUUACAGCGCAUUGCAGUGUCAUGAAUUUAUGGAGAAAAUAUUCACCGUACCUGGCUCUCUAUCGAACUCAACUAUAAUAAAACUGAGAGAGCGGUUCGCGAAGCAGCGCCGUGAGCAGCAGCAGAAGGAGCCGCCGCGAUGAGCUGCCGCGGACCACGCCGACAAUCGUGUUCUGAUCUCAAGCCACACAACCAAAUUGUACAUUAUACACUACUACUUAACACCUCUACUUAUACACUAUGACAACAUAUAUUUUGGAUCUCUAUACUUUUUAUUACCAACAAGUAAAUAAAUGAGGUCUAUAAAUCAAAUCCUACGAAUUUAUGUUUCUUAGGAUAGAAAUAUAGAGGUUACUCUAUUGAAAUAUUUACAUUCAUAGCUUGUUCCAAUUGUUUUAAUAGCUUUGUAUGGCGAAAGGUUAAUCGCCGCAGUUAUGAAACAACGUAUAUCGAGCUUGUUGCGAUUUUGUACAAACAUUUACUAGUCUUUAUAUCCUUGCAUGUUUAGUAGCUAUUAAUUGAAUACCGGACAAAGAAACGAGUUGCGCUGAGGUUUUUUAUUUCCUAAAGUCAUGACAAACUCCUAAUGAUAUGCCCUGAAAGAUCAAUCAUCUCAAAAUAUAUCAUUUAAAUGAACUUCAUGACAUUAGUUGUUGCUAAUGUGGUGUUCCAGCUUUAUCUGCGAUCCUGAAUUCAGGAUUGCAAAUAAUUUUGCUAAGUUAGUGUUAAGUUUAUAAUGUUGUUUUACAUAUCAUUAAAGUAUUUUUGUUUGUAGUAUUAUUUUUUUGCUGUUAAUUAAUGUGUCAGUUUUAUUAGAUUUGUACCUGUAAAUUGUAAAAUAAGAUAUGAACAAAGUGAGCAUUUUACUAAUAAUUUCCUGACUAAUAAAUGGUUAUAAUGUAAAUGGAAUGGGUUCACUGCCAUUUGCGGAACUAACAUUGAACUAACUAACUUGUGAUGGGUAUUGGUUCCCUUGUCAUUAAAAAUACAGGAGUAGAGCAUCAGUCAGUGUUUACUUCAGACUUGUCAGCCAGCAAAACAAUACAUUUUUCUUUAGUAAAUAAUAUGUAGGAAAAAUAUUUAAUAUUUACUACUUGCAUUUCAAAAAAUGUUGGUGUUUAAUCACUAUCUUUAUUCUAUGCUCUACUUUAUUACAGUUCUAGUACACUCUCAUCGUGCUUAUAUUGGCUGACUUAUGUUCAAAUACCCAAACGAAACGCUACUCAAUUUUAAGUCGCCUCAAGUAUUGUAUGUCACUACAAAUUCGUUGUAAAAAGACAGAGAUAGCAUGAUAUUUAACAUUUAAUUGAGUAGGCUUUCAGUAUUUGGGCGCUAAUUCAUUACUUUUGCCUAAUGCGACUGAUGUCCUUUUAGGUUUUAAUGUAGACUAAAACAAUUGAUAUUUUUCGUAGUUUAAAAAUAUUUGCUAACCUUAUUAUUUAAGGUUUUUGUUCAACUUCUGCACAGUAAAUAUAUUUUUUUAUACAUGUAUUUAACUAAUAAAUAGGUGCUAAAUAUUUAUGUAUGCCUACCAAUUAGCUACAAAAAUCGUACAAUCAUUGAUUAAAAAUUAAUGUAUUAUUAUAGUUUCUGAUAUUUAUUAGAUUCUAAUUUUGGAUUUGGUGUAGUUAUUGAUAAUUAAAGUGUUUAUUGUUCAUGUGUGAACCAUUUCAACAUAGCUAAACAUGUUGUUGUGCUAAGUAAAACUUAGUUUUACAUGGCUUGAAUUUUUUAUGCAGUUAGUUAAUGAUUUGCUCAAAAUUAUCUGUGUUAGGUAUGUGUAUAGAAAUUGUAAUGUCAUUAUAACAAUGACAUAAUUGUCACACCUUCUAGUCCCCUAGGAAGACGGAGGUGCACAAAAAUACAAUGUAAUUAUCAUUGUAUUUUACAAAACAGAUAUAUUUGCUCUAUUAGCACUUCAAUUUUUCACAUUAGCAUCAUUGAUUAACAUUUUGAACAGAAAUGUGGACAAUAACUUUCACAUACCAUAGAUACCAUUAAUUAAAAAUUACAAACUAUAAAACAAUUUUUAAAAUCACAAUUCUAAAUUGAAUAGUACAUAAAUAGGAAUUUUGAAUCAAUUUUGUCAAUAACUAAAUUCAUUAUAAAUGUAUCACAUGUUUAGUAUAGGAUGUACUAUGAAUGUAUUUUCUUAUAACCUCUUUUGAUGGUUUCUCUUUUGGAUCCUGUGUAUUGUGCUGUGAUUAGCAAGCUACCCAAUUCCAGUUUACUGUUAGGAUAGGCUAUGGAAUCUGUAUUUGGAUGUUCAACAUGACAGAAUAGACUAUUGAGAUGUUCAAA